Molecule: messenger RNA, 331 nt
Organism: Anneissia japonica
Lineage: Eukaryota; Metazoa; Echinodermata; Crinoidea; Comatulida; Comatulidae
Exons: 2
Source: RefSeq, a predicted model, not a curated record
UUUGAAGUAAAUUGUUCAGAUGGAAGGCCAGCACAUCAACGAAAGUUGUUUAGUGAUGCCUUCACUGCUACUUGCUCAGGUAUUGAGUCUGGACGAACAGUAAACAUAAGUGUGACUGCAGUGAGUGGAAAGAAAAGAGGAGAGACAAUGACACUCACCAUCACAACAUAUCCAGAAAGAGUAAUAUUAUUUGAAACUGAAUCCAACACCAGCAGUAUAAGUGCAGAAUGGACAAUCAUAGAUGGCGUUGCUGAUUAUUUUGAAGUAAAUUGUUCUGAUGGAAGGCCGGAACAUAAUCGAACGUUGUUUAAUGACGCUUUCACUGCCACUU